Lagopus muta (rock ptarmigan) is the source of this 15242-nucleotide messenger RNA. RefSeq names its product dynein axonemal heavy chain 5-like. The coding region runs from base 127 to 13923 and encodes 4598 amino acids. Gene Ontology annotation, molecular function: dynein light intermediate chain binding; dynein intermediate chain binding; minus-end-directed microtubule motor activity. NCBI's taxonomy places the organism in Eukaryota, Metazoa, Chordata, Aves, Galliformes, Phasianidae. The record is from RefSeq and is a predicted model, not a curated record. Gene Ontology annotation, cellular component: dynein complex. Gene Ontology annotation, biological process: microtubule-based movement. The transcript is spliced from 77 exons.
GGGGUGGAGCCUGGCUCCUAGACCUAUUUAAGAGCUGGCUACCAGUGGGGAAGGAUCUCUUCUGGAGAUCGCCUCUUCUGGUGUUUUGUAGGCACCGAAAGUAAGUAUCGUAGACUUAGAGGGGUCAUGAAGACAAGGAGCACUGAACUAGAAUCUGCUGUCACAGGAUCAUCUUGGGCUUCUGCUCUUCUGACAACUGGUAAGAAAAGUAUAGUGCUUUCCAGUGAAACUAGGAAAGAGCUAGCUAAGCAAGCUAAAGUCGCCAAAGAUGAGAGAAGAUCUCAGAUAGAUGAAAGAUACAAGUAUUUGAUAUCAAAGUUAUCAGAUGGAAUAGACUUAAAUGAGCAGCAAGUGGAGGAGGCCAUUAUUUCUGAUGACAAGUUUCAACUUAUAGAACAAUUCUUUGCUCCUAAUGGACUUAAAAAGUUACUGUUCUUUUACCAAGAUGUUUUGCAGCAAACAUCAAAUGCUUCAUUGAGGUCAGAUGGAUCAACCAACAGUUUCCUUCAGAAGAAGUUAUUUCUUACCACGGGCUCUACAGAGAACUUUACAGGAAUCUGUGCGUUUUUCCUAAGGAUGUCAGAUAAAGUUAUAACCGCAUCAAAUGUUUGCCAGGGGCUGUCAAACUUGAUUCUGCAGGAGGUGAAUUUUGGCACCUUCGAUUGUUCUAAUGGAAAUAUCCUUCAGGGUCUGGAAUUGUUCUUGUCCCAGAUCAUGAUACCAGCACUUAAAUCCCAACAGCACUGGGGAGCUGUGAAAGAAGGUCUGAAGAACAGCCAGAUACAAGAUUUUCUAUAUUCCGUCGAUAGAUUUGUGGAUACCUUGUCAUCAUCAAGGCAGAAUCUGGAAGAUAGAAUUCAGCUUGCAGAACUGGAUAUUGAUACUUAUGUCAGUAAUUUACAGAACCCGUCUGACUACAUAACUGCAGGCAGUAAUGCAGAGAUCACUGAGAAACUUGAAGAGGUGUUAAUGAUUUGGAUGAAACAGAUCAGACAAGUGUUAGUGGAGAGUGAACAAAUGAGAAGGGAAGCUGAUGACAUUGGUCCGUCUGCAGAGCUGGAACAUUGGAAGUCAAGAAUGUCAUUAUUUAAUAGCCUUUUAGAUGACAUAAAGAGUUCAAGAGUAAAGAAAACUAUAAGUAUUCUUCAGGCUGCAAGAUCGAAGACAUUAAAGCAGUGGAAAGAGUUGGACGGCAGUAUAACGAUUGCUGCCAAUGAAGCUAAAGACAAUGUGAGAUAUCUGUAUACACUGGAUAAAUUUUUUGCUCUAAUGGCCAAAGCUUCUCCUGUUACAGUGGUGGAAGACAUACCCAGUUUAAUGAAUGCAGUCUGUAUGAUCUACUGUACAUCACCGCACUACAACACAUCAGAGUGUAUGACAUCUCUUCUUCUUAAAAUCACUAAUCAAAUGAUUAACACGUGCAAGACGUAUCUACGUGAAGGUGUUUCUAAAAUCUGGGAUCUGGACAGGGAAGAACUGCUGAAGAGGAUUCAGCAAUGCAUUUUCCUGAAAGAACAGUACCAAACAUCAUUUCAGAGAAUUAGGGAGAAGCUAAAGAAAAAUCAAAGUGACAGGCAGUUUGAUUUCAGUGAGAACUAUAUUUUUGGAAAAUUCGACACAUUCUGUAAACGUUUGGAGAAGAUUUCAGAUAUGAGCAAUAUUAUGGAAAGCCUACUAGAGCUCCAGUGCAUACAAAUAGAAGGAAUUGAAGAGAUCAAUGCUCGCUUUCAGACCAUUGCUACAAAUACCAAAUCAAAAGAGUAUGAUGUUCUGGAUCACAGAAAAAAAGAGUUUGAUAAAGAUUACCUUGAUUUUAAGAACCAAAUUGCAACACUGUAUGAGUCCAUACAAGAAUUUGUGGAUUCCUGUUUUGAGAAGACUGUAACUACUGAACAGAUGCUGAGACUUCUGAUGAAGCUUGAACAAAUAGGAGAAAAUCAAAUUGAUCUUAAUGAGAAGUAUACCAUUGUCCUUCAGCAAUAUAGUCAAGACUUAGACUUUGUGCAAAAGCUCUACCAGGAGCAAAAAGAAAAUCCACCUAUACCACAUAAUAUACCACCAGUAACAGGGAAGAUUAUGUGGGCCCAGCAGUUGUACAGAAAAAUUGACCAUCCAAUGAGAUUCUUUAAAAAGAAAACUAUGCUUCUGAAGACAUUGGAAAUGAAAAAGGUUGCUAAGAGCUACAAUAAAAUGGCUGCGGUUCUUUUGGAAUUUGAACUUAUUUAUUAUAGAGCAUGGUGCAGGUUUGCUGAGCAGGCUAGAAAUGCUCUACAUGCUUUCUUACUUGUCAGGCAUGCAGAAACCAAGGAAUUGGUUGUAAACUUGGAUCCAGUGGUCCUGGAAGUACUUUAUGAAACAAAGUACCUGAAAAAAAUGCAUUUUAACGUUCCAGAUGUUGUCCUCAGCUUGUGUGCAAAUGAAGAACAGAUUAAAAAACAUCAAAUGGAUCUUGAGAAUCUAUUGAUCAAUUACAAAGAGCAUCUGAAUAGAAUUCCUGUUGUGCUGAAACCACUAAUGAAGCCAUUCAUAGAACAAGUUGAGGAUGCCCUUGCUCCAGGCAUGACACAGCUGUCCUGGACUUCUUCAAACAUCAAUAAAUUUAUUGAGAAUACUUAUAGUACCAUGAGGGAAUUGGACUUUAUAGUCAAAGAAGCUGCUGAUACCCUGGAGUGCAGAAUUGAAAGAGUUCUGGAGGAUAUGUCAAACACUGCUCUGAUAAUUUUACCAGAAGAACCUAUAGAUGUAUCUACAUUCUUGGAACAGACAGAAAAUCUUGCUGUCUCUACUGCUCGCAAACUUUCUCAACAGAGUCAGCAAGUGGAAUGCUCUGUGUAUGAACUGGUAGACACUCUUAUGCACAGGCUGAAAGCAGAUACUGGAAGAACUCUGGAGGAUUCAUACUCCUGUAUGCAUCUUGACAUAAAGCAGAAAACACGCUGCCAAGAAUGCAUGUCUUGUUGUUGCUAUUAUCUCGUGGGACAGCUUUGUCAGAGGAAUACUGAUUCCUUAGUCAGAUGCACGAAGAUUUCCUUGGAGUCCUUGAGACAUCAGUUGCGUGUUGUUGGCUCUAGGUAUCAGAUGAUCAGGUCUGUAGAGACAAAGAGAAUUCCUUUGUUCAAAACUGAAUUUCAGCUGGCUAUUCCUAAUGUUGUCUUGCGACCAAGUCUCGAAGAUAUUCAGAGUGCUGUAAAAAAAGCAGUAAAUAUAAUGUUAUCAAUAGCCAAAGAUAUCCCACUCUGGAAAUUUGCUUACUUACAUCAUAAGCAGCAGCAGGCUGAACAAUCUGUUGCCAUUGAGCUAGGUGAUGAGAACAAAUUCACCAGGAUGUUGGCACUGAAGCCUUUAGACAAGCAGAUCAUUGAGCAUAAGGAUGUAAACAAAGUGGUGAUUCAACUAAAUACAGUUAUUUUGUCUCUCAAAGCUAGAGCAUCGGAUCUUCUGAACAGCUUUUCUGAAUUUUCAGGCAUCUGGAAUAAGGAUCCAGAGGAAAAAGUGAAGGAAUUCAUAGAGACUAAACCAACAAUGGCUGAAUUCCAAACUCAAAUUGGAUACUUUUCUCAAUUAGAACUGCAAAUCAGAGAGCUGCCGAAUCACUUUGUUCUGGAAUCAGUGGAUAUUGCCACAGAGUCAUUGAAAAUUGCCCUUAUUCAGGAGUGCCACUCAAGACAAAGAACGUUUGGAUUAGCUUUGAAUGAAAGGUCUGCUGCAGACAUGGAUGAAAUUUAUUCAUUCAUUGACAAUCUUAGCAAGAAAUUAAGCAGGCCUGUCCAUGACCUUGAUGAUGUACGGGGAGCAAUGGAAGCCCUAAAGGAAAUUCGAGAGAAUGAAGUUAAAAUUGACAUGACAGUUGGACCUAUUGAAGAAUCUUAUUCUGUGCUUCAGAGAUACAAUCUGCUUUUUCAGGAUGGAAACAUGGAAAGAGUUGAUGGAUUGGCUUAUGCCUGGAAGAACCUAAACACACAGGCACUGCAGGUUGAGGAUUUGCUACUGAAGGUACAGCCAAACAUGAAAACAGAUUUGCUGAGAGGUGUUCAGAGAUUCCAAGCUGAUACUGCAGAAUUUUGCAAAGACUAUAAUGAAAAGGGCCCCAGUGAAGAAAAUGUUCCUCCCCAUGAAGCAAGUGAGAGAUUACAGCUCUUUCAAGCUAAAUUUGAUGAACUGUGGACAAAGUAUAUCUCUCUUUCUAGUGGGGAAGAAUUAUUUGGUCUUCCUGUUACAGAGUAUCCCGAACUGCACAAAAUUAAACGUGAGCUUUCAUUGCUUCAGAAACUUUACAGUCUUUAUAAUUCAGUUAUUGCUAGUAUCAAUGGAUACAAUGAAAUGCUUUGGAGUGAUUUGAAUAUUGAAAAAAUUAACAACGAACUUCUGGAUUUUCAAAACAAAAUUCGUAAGUUACCAAAAGCUCUGAAGGAAUGGCAAGCAUUUCGAGACCUAAAGAAGAAAAUUGAUGAUUUCACAGAGAGCUGUCCUCUGCUUGAAAUGAUGGCAAACAAGGCAAUGAUGUCUCGACACUGGGAAAGAAUUGCACAAAUAACUGGACAUCACUUUGAGGUUGACUCUGAAAAUUUCUCUUUGAAAAACAUAACAGAUGCCUCCUUGUUAAAACAUAAAGAAGAUAUUGAGGAUAUCUGCAUCAGCGCUGUUAAAGAAAAGGAUAUUGAAGCAAAAUUGAAGCAUGUCAUCAGUGAAUGGAGUACCCAUGCUUUCAGUUUUGGCCAAUUCAAAACACGAGGAGAACUCCUUCUGAAAGGAUCAGAUACAUUAGAGAAAAUAGCUUUGGUGGAAGACAGCCUCAUGAUAUUGGGGUCGCUCAUGAGCAACAGGUAUAACACACCAUUUAAGUCCACUAUACAACGCUGGGUCCAGAAGUUAGGCAAUACAGCAGAAAUAAUUGAAAACUGGAUUGCUGUACAAAACCUCUGGAUUUACCUUGAAGCUGUGUUUGUUGGUGGAGACAUUGCAAAACAACUACCUCAGGAAGCCAGAAGAUUUCAGAACAUUGAUAAAUCAUGGCAGAAAAUUAUGCAGAAAGCUCAUGAAACAUCAAACAUAAUACAGUGCUGUGUUGGAGAUGAGACUUUGGCACAGCUAUUGCCACAUUUGCUGGAGCAAUUGGAAAUCUGUCAGAAAUCACUGACCGGUUACUUGGAGAAAAAGCGGUUACAAUUUCCAAGAUUUUUUUUUGUGUCUGAUCCUGCUCUUCUGGAAAUCCUUGGUCAAGCAUCUGAUUCCCACACUAUUCAGGCACAUUUAUUAAGUUUGUUUGACAAUGUUAACCGGGUUGAAUUUCAUGAAAAAAACUAUGACCAGAUUUUAUUGUUUGAAUCUCAAGAAGGAGAACGGGUCAAUAUUAUUGAACCAGUUGUAGCUCAGGGCAACGUGGAAAUCUGGUUGGGUCAGCUGCUGAAUGGGAUUCGGAAAACAAUCCACACUAUCAUUAGAGAGGCAUCAGUGGCCAUUAGCGACUCAGGAUUUAAGCUGUAUGACUUUCAGGCAAUGUUUCCUGCACAAAUAGGACUUCUGGGAAUUCAAAUGAUCUGGACCAGAGAUGCAGAGAAUGCAUUGAACUGUACCAAAACAGACAAAAAGGUAAUGCACGCAACAAGUCAGAAGUUUUUGGAACUUCUAAAUGAUUUGAUUGACAUGACUACACACAAUCUAACAAGAAUGGAGCGCACAAAGUAUGAAACUUUAAUUACUAUUCACGUACACCAGAAGGAUAUCUUUGAUGAUUUGGUCCGUAUGAACAUCAAAUCUCCAUCUGAUUUUGAAUGGCAAAAGCAAUCUCGGUUUUAUUUUCUUGAAGACUUGGAUAAAUGUGUUAUCCAAAUCACGGAUGUAGAGUUCACCUACUGCAAUGAAUACUUAGGAUGUACAGACAGACUCGUUAUAACUCCUUUAACUGACAGAUGUUAUAUCUCUCUGGCACAGGCCCUAGGCAUGAGUAUGGGUGGUGCACCUGCAGGACCGGCAGGAACAGGGAAAACAGAGACAACUAAAGAUAUGGGCAAAUGCCUGGGAAAGUAUGUUGUUGUUUUCAAUUGUUCAGAUCAAAUGGACUACAGAGGAUUGGGUCGUAUCUAUAAAGGUUUAGCCCAGUCUGGUGCAUGGGGUUGCUUUGAUGAAUUUAACCGCAUUGAACUUCCAGUUUUAUCAGUAGCUGCUCAGCAGAUAUAUAUUGUACUUCAAUGUAAGAAAAAUAAGAAACCUCAGUUCAUUUUCACUGAUGGUGAUGUUGUUGACAUGGACAGAGAAUUUGGCAUAUUUCUGACUAUGAACCCUGGCUAUGCAGGACGACAGGAGCUUCCAGAAAAUCUGAAGAUUCAGUUUCGUACAGUUGCUAUGAUGGUGCCUGACCGUAGCAUUAUUAUGCGAGUCAAGCUGGCAAGUGCUGGUUUCCGAGACAACCAAAUCCUUAGUCGAAAAUUUUAUACACUCUACAAGCUCUGUGAAGAGCAGUUAUCUAAACAGGUUCACUAUGACUUUGGACUAAGAAAUAUCCUGUCUGUUUUAAGAACACUUGGAGCAGUGAAAAGAUCUAAUCCCGAAGAGCCAGAGAAAACUGUAGUGAUGAGAGUUCUGCGGGACAUGAACCUCUCCAAACUGGUGGAUGAAGAUGAACCUUUAUUUAUGAGUCUCAUUAAUGACCUAUUCCCUGGAAUUACUCUGGAUAAAGCUGUGUAUCCUGAACUACAGUCAGCCAUUCAGAAACAGGCAGAGAAAGCAGGGCUUAUCCAUCAUCCACCUUGGAUUCUUAAACUCAUUCAGCUGUAUGAAACUCAACAAGUCCGACAUGGUAUGAUGACUCUAGGUCCAACUGGUGCAGGAAAGACCAAAUGCAUUAAUAUUUUGAUGAAAGCAAUGACAGAUUGUGGUGCUCCUCAUAAAGAGAUGAGAAUGAACCCAAAGGCAAUCACAGCUUCCCAGAUGUUUGGUACCCUUGAUGUUGCCACAAAUGAUUGGACAGAUGGCAUUUUCUCUACAUUAUGGAGAAAAACUUUAAAAGCAAAGAAGGGUGAGCAUAUUUGGAUAGUUUUGGAUGGCCCUGUUGAUGCGAUAUGGAUUGAAAACCUGAACUCUGUUCUGGAUGAUAAUAAGACUCUGACUUUGGCCAAUGGAGAUCGUAUUCCUAUGUCCCCCAGUUGCAAAAUUAUUUUUGAACCUCACAACAUUGACAAUGCUUCCCCGGCAACAGUUUCUCGUAAUGGCAUGGUCUUCAUGAGUUCUUCAGUGUUAGAUUGGAAGCCUAUCUUAAUGGCUUGGCUGCAAACACUGCCUACUACAUACUCUGAUGUUCUUUGGAAUUGCUUUAGUGCUGUAUUUCAGGAUAUGAUCAAUUUUGUUUUCUCUGCUGUGACACCAAAAAUGGCAGUCUUAGAAUGUAUGUACAUCAAACAAGCUAUUGACGUUCUACAGGGUUUAUUGUCAGAUCGAGAUGAAAAGCAGCUCAGUGAGGAACAUAUUGCUCGGUUGUUCAUUUUUGCUGUAAUGUGGUCAGUUGGAGCUCUUCUGGAACCUGAUGACAGGUUGAAAAUGGAGCUGUUCUUACGAAAGCAUUCUGCAGUGAAAGAACUUCCAGCUGUGAAUGGAGAAGAAACCAUGUUUGAAUUUGGCGUUAGUGCCAGUGGCCAGUGGGAGCAUUGGUCAAAGAAGGUCCCUGAAUAUAUUUACCCUAGAGAUUCAGUACCAGAAUAUACUUCCAUUCUAGUUCCAAACGUCGACAGUGUUCGAACAGACUUUCUAAUGUACACUAUCAUGAAGCAAGGAAAAGCUGUUUUGCUAAUUGGGGAACAGGGAACAGGAAAAACAGUUAUGAUUAAGGGUUACAUGAACAAGUACAAUCCUGAUGUUCACUUGUCCAAGUGUCUGAACUUUUCUUCUGCAACUCUACCAAAUAUGUUCCAAAGGAGCAUAGAAAGCUACAUAGAUAAAAGAAUGGGUACCACUUAUGGUCCUCCAGCAGGGAAGAAAAUGACUGUCUUUAUUGAUGACAUCAACAUGCCCGUGAUUAAUGAAUGGGGUGAUCAGGUCACCAAUGAGAUUGUAAGACAAUUGAUGGAACAGAAAGGUUUCUACAACUUGGAGAAGCCAGGUGACUUUACGAACGUGGUUGAUAUUCAGUUUGUAGCUGCAAUGAUUCACCCUGGGGGAGGUCGGAAUGACAUCCCACAACGCCUGAAACGCCAGUUCACCAUCUACAACUGCACGCUACCUUCCAGUUCAUCUAUUGACAAAAUAUUUCGAACAGUAGCUGAAGGCUAUUUCUGUGAGCAACGAGGUUUUUCUGAGGAAAUAUGUAAACUGGCUUCUGCAUUAGUAUCUACAACACGAAAAGUAUGGCAAGCAACAAAAGCAAAGAUCUUACCAACUCCAGCUAAAUUUCAUUACAUCUUUAAUUUACGAGACCUUAGUCGUAUUUGGCAAGGAAUGCUAACUGUUACUUCUGAAGUCUGCCAGAGCAUCAGUGUUUUGGUAGCCUUGUUCCAGCAUGAAUGCAGACGUGUUAUUGCAGACAGGUUCGUCAGCCAAAGUGAUAAAGACUGGUUUGAAGAUAUGAUGAAAAAGACUGCUGCUGCAGAACACAAUCAAAAUCUAUUUGAAGAUGGAUCUACAGAAUUAUACUUUGCAGAUUUUUUGCAUGAUGCCCCAGAAGCCACUGGAGACGAGCCUGAUGAUGUAGAAUUGAAGGCUCCUAAAAUUUAUGAACCUAUCCCAUCUUUGGAUUAUUUGGCUGAAAGAUUACAAAUGUUCAUGCAACAGUACAAUGAAAGCAUCAGAGGAUCAAAGAUGGAUUUAGUAUUUUUCAAGGAUGCAAUCAUUCAUUUGAUUAAAAUAUCACGGAUUAUUCGUACUCCACAAGGAAAUGCGUUGCUGGUUGGUGUGGGUGGAUCUGGAAAACAGAGUCUGACCAGACUAGCAUCGUAUAUUGCUGGAUAUGAGAGCUUUCAGAUUACUUUAACAAGAACAUAUGCCACCAAUAACUUCUUGGAUGAUCUGAAAAUCUUGUACCGCACUGCUGGGCAAAAAGGAAAGGGCAUUGUCUUUAUAUUCACAGACAACGAAAUCAGAGAUGAAUCUUUUCUUGAGUACCUGAAUAAUGUUUUGGCUUCAGGUGAAGUCUCAAAUCUUUUUGCACGAGAUGAAAUAGGUGAAAUCACACAAGAUCUGAUACCAGCAAUGAGGAAAGAGUAUCCAAAGCGUACUCCCACUGGUGCAAAUCUUUAUAAUUACUUUCUUACUCGAGUUCGCAAUAACUUGCACGUGGUACUUUGUUUUUCUCCUGUUGGGGAAAAGUUCAGAACUCGUGCACUCAAAUUUCCAGCUCUGAUUUCAGGCUGUACCAUGGACUGGUUCCAGCGCUGGCCUAAAGAUGCUCUUGUAGCAGUUGCACAACAUUUUUUAGUUUCCUACCCUAUAGAGUGCACAGAUGAAGUGAAACAAAGUGUUAUUAACACCAUGGGAAUAUUUCAAGAUAUUGUAGCUGAAAAAUGUGUUGAGUACUUUGAACGAUACAGACGCCGAACGUUUGUGACUCCAAAAUCUUACCUGUCCUUCAUUGGAGGCUACAAAGCUAUUUAUAAAGAGAAGUUUGCCAGUGUUGGAAGUUUGUCUGAACGUAUGAGAACAGGUCUUGCAAAACUGAUGGAAGCUGAGGUUUCAGUAAAUCAGCUUUCCAAAGAGCUGGUGAUGAAGGAGAAAGAUUUGGCUGUAGCUUCAAAAAAAGCUGAUGAAGUUUUAUUGGAAGUAACAAUGAAAGCCCAAGCUGCCGAAAAGGUGAAAAUGCAGGUGCAAAAGGUAAAAGACAAAGCUCAGGUCAUUGUGGAUGACAUUGCCAUUGACAAAGCAGCAGCAGAAGAGAAGCUUGAAGCUGCAAGACCUGCUUUGGAAGAAGCAGAGGCAGCCCUGCAGACAAUAAAGCCCUCUGACAUUGCAACUGUUCGCAAACUGGGUAAACCUCCUCACUUGAUAAUGCGAAUAAUGGACUGUGUGCUACUUUUAUUCCAAAGGAAAAUAGACUCAGUAACAAUUGAUCAAGAACGCCCAUGUGUGAAGCCAUCAUGGACUGAGGCUCUGAAACUAAUGAAUAACUCUGGAUUUCUUGGCAUGUUGCUUAGUUUUCAGAAGGACUCAAUUACAGGAGAAACUGUGGAGCUUUUAGAGCCUUAUUUGGACAUGGAGGAUUAUAAUCUGGAGAUGGCUAAAAAAGUGUGUGGAAAUGUAGCAGGUCUAUGCUCAUGGACACAAGCAAUGGCUUACUUCUAUGGUAUUAAUAAAGAAGUCCUUCCUCUUAAGGCAAAUCUAGCCUUGCAAGAGGGAAGACUUGCAGCUGCCCAAACUGAACUGAAUAAUGCACAAAAUCAACUGGAUGAAAAGCAGAUGGAACUUGAUCAAGUACAAGCCAUGUAUGAUGCUGCUAUGAAAGAGAAGCAGGCCUUACUUGAUGAUGCCGAGGCUUGCAGAAGGAAGAUGAACAAUGCCACAGCUCUGAUAGAAGGCUUGGGUGGAGAAAAGCUUCGUUGGACUGAAAGCAGCAAAAACUUUCAAAAUGAAAUUACUCAUUUAGUGGGGAAUGUCCUUUUGGCCACUGGAUUUCUCUCCUACUCUGGACCUUUCAAUCAGGAGUACAGGAAUUUGCUGCUCCAUUUAUGGAAGAAAGAGAUGAACAGCAGCAAGAUUCCAUACAGCAAUGACUUGAAUCUCACCAGUAUGCUUGUUGACAAUGCUACAGUCAGUGAAUGGAACCUCCAGGGUCUUCCAAAUGAUGACCUUUCAAUUCAGAAUGGCAUAAUCGUCACCAAAGCAUCUAGAUAUCCUUUGCUGAUUGAUCCACAAGGUCAAGGAAAGAUCUGGAUUAAGAAUAAAGAAAAGAAUAAUGGACUACAGGUUACAGCUAUGAACCACAAGUUCUUCAGAAGCCAUAUAGAAGACAGCCUGUCCCUUGGCCGACCCCUGCUAAUAGAAAACAUCGGAGAGGAACUUGAUCCUGCUCUAGAUAACAUCCUGGAAAAAAAUUUCAUAAAAUCUGGUUCAGCACACAAAGUGAAAGUAGGUGACAAGGAGGUAGAUCUCAUGAAAGGGUUUACGCUUUAUAUGACAACAAAAUUGGCUAAUCCUGCCUAUACUCCAGAAAUCAGUGCAAGAACAACAGUGAUUGACUUUACUGUUACUGUGCGAGGGUUGGAAGAUCAGCUCCUUGGCCGUGUCAUCCUCACAGAAAAACAGGAACUUGAGGCAGAAAGAGUUAAACUGAUGGAGGAAGUGACAUCUAACAGGAGGAGAAUGCAGGAGCUUGAAGAUAACCUACUCUUUCGCCUAACGAGUACAGAGGGUUCUUUGGUUGAAGAUGAGUCUUUAAUAGAAGUCCUAAGAAUCACUAAAACAACAGCAGAAGAGGUCAGUGAAAAAUUAAGCAUAGCAGCGGAGACAGAGGUGAAAAUCAAUGCUGCACGUGAAGAGUAUCGGCCAGUUGCUGGUCGUGGUAGCAUUCUUUAUUUCCUAAUUGUGGAAAUGAGCUUGGUGAAUGUCAUGUACCAAACAUCCUUACGGCAGUUUCUUGGCAUUUUUGACCUGUCAGUGGAAAGAUCUCAGAAAUCUCAGAUCACAGGAAAAAGGGUGUUGUAUAUAAUUGAGCACCUCACCUAUGAAGUCUUCAAGUAUACAGUUCGAGGGCUGUAUGAAAAUCACAGAUUCCUGUUUACAUUGCUGCUGGCGUUGAAGAUUGAUUUGCAGGCCAAGAAAAUUUCACACAGUGAGUUUGAGACACUGAUCAAAGGAGGUGCCAGUUUGGAUCUAAAUUCUGUGGAACCGAAACCAAAAAAGUGGAUCCUUGACAUGACAUGGCUCAAUCUUGUGCAGUUGUCUAGCUUGUGCCCUUUUAACGAACUUCUGGUACAAGUUGUUAGGAAUGAGAAGGCCUGGAAAGCUUGGUUCGAUGCAGAAGCACCUGAAAAAGCUGUUGUUCCUGAUGGGUAUGACAGCUUACUGGAUCAAUUCCAUAAGCUUCUCCUUGUCCGUAGCUGGUGCCCUGAUCAUACCGUUGCCCAAGCUCGACACUACAUUGCAGAAUCCCUUGGUGUGAAAUACGCAGAAGGAUUUAUACUUGAAAUGGAAGCAAUGUGGUCGGAAAGUGACUGUCGAACACCUCUGACAUGCUUUUUAUCAGUGGGGUCUGACCCCACUGAAAAUAUAGAACGUCUUGCAAAAUCAAAGAACAUUCCCUGUCGUGCCAUUUCAAUGGGUCAGGGCCAGGAAGUCCAUGCAAGGCGCCUGUUAAAUCAAUGCAUACAAGAUGGAGGAUGGCUCCUUCUACAGAACUGCCACCUUGGCUUACUGUUUCUUAAUGAAUUAAUGGACACCAUCACAACAACAGAAUCAAUGAGUGAAGGUUUCAGGACCUGGAUAACUACAGAGGCUCACCCGGAGUUUCCUAUUAAUCUUUUACAGUCAUCCAUCAAAUUUACUAACGAACCACCUCAAGGUGUGAAAGCUAGCUUAAAAAGAACUUACUCUACUAUCACUCAGGAUCACCUAGAAGUGAGCAACAUGCCGCAGUGGAAACCAUUACUAUAUGCUGUAGCGUUUCUUCACACAACUGUUCAGGAAAGAAGGAAGUUUGGUCCACUGGGCUGGAACAUUCCUUAUGAAUUUAAUCAGGCAGACUUCACAGCCAGUGUGCAAUUUGUUCAGAAUCAUUUGGAUGACAUGGACAUUAAGCGCGGAGUGAACUGGAGCUGUGUUCACUAUAUGCUUGGAGAAGUACAGUACGGAGGCCGUGUAACUGAUGACCUCGACAAAGCUCUGCUGAAUACGUUUGCAAGAGUGUGGUUUGGAGAGCAUAUGUUUAGCGACAAAUUUUGUUUCUACAAAGAUUACGUGAUUCCAAGAGGGAAAACAGUUGAAGACUAUCUCCAGUACAUAGAGCAAUUGCCAGUGAUUGAUACACCUGAGGUAUUUGGUCUGCACCCCAAUGCAGAUAUAACUUACCAAACCAACCUUGCAAAUGAGACACUGAAUACAAUAGUGAGCAUCCAGCCCAAAGACAGCGGCAGUGGAGGAGGGGAGACCCGAGAAGCAGUGGUGCAGCGCCUUGCUGAUGAGAUGCUGGAGAAGUUACCUCCAGAUUACAACCCCCAUGAGGUGAAAGCCCAGCUUCAAAAGAUGGGAGCAAUUCAACCCAUGAAUAUAUUUCUCCGUCAAGAAAUUGACCGCAUGCAGCAUGUUUUAUCCAGUGUACGAGCCACACUGACUGAUCUCAAGUUGGCUAUAGAUGGAACCAUAAUUAUGUCAGAAGAACUGCGAGAUGCAUUGGAUAGUAUGUAUGAUGCCAGAAUUCCCAAACUGUGGUUUCGGAUUUCCUGGGAGUCUACAACUUUAGGAUUUUGGUUUACUGAGCUUCUUGAAAGAAACCAGCAGUUCAGCACUUGGCUCCUGGAUGGCCGACCAAAUCAGUUCUGGAUGACAGGGUUCUUUAAUCCACAGGGAUUCCUCACUGCCAUGAGGCAGGAGACAACACGCUCAAAUUUGGCAAAAGGAUGGGCACUCGACAAUGUUAUUUUGCACAACGAGGUGACCAAGAUGAUGAAAGAAGACGUGGCUGGCCCACCUUCCGCUGACAUUGGUGGGGUCUAUAUAUAUGGCCUUAUCCUCGAAGGGGCUGGUUGGGACCGCAGGAACAGCAAGCUGGUCGAGUCAGCACCGAAGGUGCUGUUCACAAGUCUUCCUGUAGUCCAUGUGUAUGCUGUCAACGUGACAGCACUACAGGAUCCAAAGAAGCAACAAGGCAAUGUGUACUACUCCUGUCCUGUCUACAAAACGCCUCGGAGGACAGAUCUGACGUACAUUUUCUCUUUGUACCUGAAAACAGCACAGAAUCCUGAUCACUGGACUUUACGGGGGGUGGCACUGCUCUGCAGUUCAAAAUGAGGGCCAAACAAUAGCUCUAAAAAAAAAUAACCACCUAGGAAAUAAGUUUGCAGCUAGUAGGAAUUCCAUUGUUAUUUUCAGAGUGGUGUGGGAAUUAGCAAGUGAUUAACACGACAGAGGUCGUGUUAAUCAUACAUAGAUCAGUUUACUCUCUUCACUGUGAAUACACCUAAAUGUAUUUAACCUGGGAUUGUGAGAGGGAAACAGGUACGGCAGCUGUUGUGGAGCAGGAAUACAUUCAGCUAGUUUGCUCAUACAGGAAAUACUAGGGAAAAUGUGCUUAUGAUUUUGAUAACUGCUCUAGCAUUUAUGGAGGUUCUUUUGUAGAUGCUGUCUUUUCUUCCUAGUAUAAGUCUUAUUCACAGUACGUUAUGAUUCUUUUUAAAAUCAACUUUGUAGUUAAAAACUUAUCAUGCAUAGCAUUAUUAAAGCAGUAAUGACGAGUGAGUUAAACUCAUAAUAAAACUUCAUCCUUUUCUGCACAUAUGUGAAUGCACUUGAUUUUUGCAUUUGUAAACUUGCUGAGUGGUUUUACAGAUGGAUGCUGCUGUUUCCUUGAAUAGUCUCUUGUAUAUGGAAAUAGUAAUAGAAGUUUAUCUUUGCACAAGUUACUGCUUUUGCAUGUUAGCUCAUUGCCAAACCUAUGCCCCAUUAGAAGGAAGAUGUGCACACACCAAAUUCUUAGUGAGAAGUUCUGAAACUCUUCUGAGAGUAAACACGCAUAAACACCACUUUGGCCCAACUAUUUGCUACAUUGGUGAUACUGCCUUGAAUCUUGCGGCCUCAAAACUCUCAACUGCAUUUUAUGCUGUAUUUUGUAUUAGUCUGGGUUAAAAAAAGAAAGAAGAAAAAGAAAUAAUAUAUAUGUUUUUAAAAGAUAGAGGAUACAUAAGCCAUUUCUGGGAGUAGAUUCACCUGAAAAGAUUGGUGUUAUUUUGUGUAUUGUCAUCUCUGCAGUUUACCCUAUGAUUGAAGGGUGAUUGCUGCUUCUCUUAAUAGACAGCUAUUGGCCAAAAACUGUGUUUUGCUUUUCUUUCACUAGCACAAAUUCAAAGCAAAAUAAAUUGCUGUUGGAUGUUCUGAAAGAAACAGUGAGUGCUUCAUUACUUUUUUUUCUCCUUGUAAGCACUUGCAAUCUUGUUCUUUUCAGCUGCCAUGUAAGAAGGUAGUUCACCUUUCCCCACACCCAGUUUCAGUCUACUAUUAGCAGGCACAGAGUUCUUUCCACGAGGAAGUUCAAUAUUCUCAGUCCUACCCACUACUAAGCAGAAAGGGCCAAGUUUCUUCUUGGAAAACCGAGCAGCUGGGGCAGGAUUCCU